Molecule: messenger RNA, 1506 nt
Organism: Menidia menidia (Atlantic silverside)
Lineage: Eukaryota; Metazoa; Chordata; Actinopteri; Atheriniformes; Atherinopsidae
Source: the annotation of a GenBank genome assembly
CUGCACCAGUCGUGUUUUGAUUGGGAUUUGCCUCCCUGGUGGAAUUAUCUGGAGCUCUGGGAGCGAGUCUGGUACUACGAGGAGGGGGGGCUGCUGUACGAGCAAUCACCUCCCAUGCACAUCAAAGUGGAGUCUCCGGAGGGACCCUUUGGAGGGGGAGCCUCAGAGAACGGCUUCCCCAGGGAGGACGAGGACUCGGACGGCAGCUGUGACCAGAACAGCGGCCUACCCGGUGGACUCCCCUUCAACGUGGUGGUGGUGCAUCCAAACAUCAUGGCACCUGGCAUGUCCUCGGACGACAUCUUAUCCAUUGAACAAAACAGAGCUAUGUCAGCUGCGCUGGCAGCUGGCGGAGCAGGAAAGAGAAAGAGUCGUUUCAGUGGAGCAGAGCUGGAGGUGUUGGUGUCAGAGGUGACCCGGUGCGAGGGAGAGCUAUUCGGCCCCGCAGGGAGACUCCGACGCCGUGAGAGAGAGCGUAUCUGGGCGGGAAUACUGGAGAGGGUCAACGCUGUGUCCAGAGUUCCACGCACUCUUAGGGAGGUGAAGAAGCGCUGGGACGAUUUAAAGAGGCGAAAUGGAGGCCGACUGGCAGAUGCCCGUCAUCGCAGCUGUUACCUGCCAUCUGGCAGAGGGCCCUCGAUGCUUGGGCGUCCCAUCCAACCAAGCCCACGGCUUCAACAAGCCAGGCAGAAGCAAAGCACCAGACCAAAGCCAAGUUUCCCAUGCUUCCCUGACUCUGACACAGGUGUGGGAAUGGAGGGAUCAGAGAGAGAUGGUUUUGAGAAAGAUGAGGACAAUCCUGAACGUGAAAGAGAGGUGGGAGAACCUGACUGUGAGCCAGUAGAGAACAGUAUGGAGGACAAACUGGGAUUAGGACUAGGUCUGGGAAUAGGACCUCCCCCUCCAUCGGAAAGAUGGUUGCCUCCGUCCCCUCUCUAUAGUGCUCCUUUCCUCAAUGGCAGUCCACAACCCAGCAGUCCCCAGCCAUCACUUGGAGGACACCAGGGUCCUCUUGAAGCCCCCCCACGUAGCUCCUGGCUUGAGGAUGAGCUUCGAGGAUUGGGGGAGGCUGCAAUUCAGCUGGGAAACAGGGUAGAAAAGAGUCUCCAGGAUUUUGGGGAAGGUUUCAGACAGGACAUGAGGACCCUUGUCGCUUCACAAGAGGCAUUAGCGCUCAGUCUACAGCAAAACAACGUCCUCUUGCAAAGGCUUUUGGGGGUGCUCGAGGCCCAGCAGCAACCCCAGCCACAGCAACAUCGUGUGCAACAGGCGCCGCCGUCACAGACACCUCAGCAGCACUUACAGCCACAACCAGUUCAGCAGCAGCUACAGCACACAGAGCCACAACAGCAGGAGCGGGUUGAAACCCCACAGCAGCCUCAUGCUGUGCAACAGCUCUCACAGCAGCACCAACUGCAGACACUAAUGGAAACGUGCCGAGGCCCCGACGUGGGCGAGCUGUUGACCACAGGCGCAGAAGACGGCGCUGAGGAGAAUGUAUUUUAA